Molecule: messenger RNA, 1518 nt
Organism: Lasiodiplodia theobromae
Lineage: Eukaryota; Fungi; Ascomycota; Dothideomycetes; Botryosphaeriales; Botryosphaeriaceae
Product: Guanine nucleotide exchange factor synembryn
Exons: 6
Coding region: 1-1518 (505 amino acids)
Biological process (GO): G protein-coupled receptor signaling pathway
Cellular component (GO): cytoplasm
Molecular function (GO): guanyl-nucleotide exchange factor activity; G-protein alpha-subunit binding
Source: RefSeq, a predicted model, not a curated record
AUGGCCUCCAACUCAAAUGGCGCCUACGCCGCCUCCAUUGCGGGCGACAACAAGCGAGCAGAAGUGUCCAUGUUGAUGGCGCAGCUUCGCGCCGACCUAGACGAUUCGAGUCUCCUGCCGCACCAGCGCAAUGCCGCCCUCGAACAGAUCAAGAUUUACGGCCGCGACGUCCGCGACGCCGACCCCAUCUUCACGCCCGAUGGCAUCGAUACGCUGGCGCAACACGGCUUCUACAGCUCCUCCACCGUCACCUCGCGCGAAGCCAUGCGCUGCCUGGCCAACGCGCUGCUCCUACAACCACAGUGCCGACAGAUCCUGGUGGACAAGGGGCACGCGGAGAAGGUGGCCGAGAAGCUUAAGGUCUGUAUGACAUCGACCAAGAAGCUGGUCGGCGCGACUGAAUCUGCGCAGAGCGACAACGCGGACGAUGAGUUCCUUACGUCGCGCAUUCUGUUCCUCCUAACCUACGACACAAAUUUGGACUUUGAUCCCUUGGUCAGGGAAAAGGGAUUGGGUGACGCAAUCACGCAGAGCAUUUACCGGCACUCCAAGCGGUACUCGAAAAAUGGCAAGAAGCAGAACUCGUCGCCAAUGGAUGACAUGGCUCUUUCCGAAACCCUGAAGCUCGUAUUCAAUUUAACGCACUUCUAUCCGGAUUUCACCGACAUUUUCUCCAAGUCCGUUCCCGACCUCCUCAAGAUCCUCUCCCGAGCGCCCGUUCCCGAUCCUCCGCUCCAGCAGCCGAUUUGCUACCUCAUCAAUGCGCUUCUGAACCUUAAUCUGGACGACAAGAAGUCCAACGUCUUUCCGAAAUGGGACCAAAAUACCAACGCCGCUCACCUCAUCGAGCUCCUCGACAAGUCCAUCAUUGCGUACACGGAGACUGAGCUGGACCAAACAGCGGCUCCUUUGGUUACCCUUAUCCGGCGCAUCUACGAAUUUGCUCCGGAUAGCGUCAAAAAGUACAUGCAAUGGCUCCUUUUGCCGACGGAGGAUGAUCGGAAGAAGCCACUCGGACAUACAGACACUCUGUCAUCUCGCCUCCUGAAUCUGUCGACAGCAGCCAUGUUGCCCAAUUUGCGGAGCCAAAUCUCGUCAAUGUUGUUCGAACUCUCAGAUAAGGAUGCAUCGACGUUCGUUCACAAUGUCGGUUACGGGUUUGCGUCGGGCUUUCUCCUCAGUCACAACAUCGCUAUUCCGGAGAAUGCCAUGGAGGCUUUCGCCAAUGGGAACGGGACUACGGAAGAUGCCGACGAGGAGGAGAAGGAUAAAGCCAAGGAAAAGGCUAAAGCAUUCAAUCCCAUCACGGGCCAAAGAUGGGAUGCCGAGGAGGUCAAGGACACGGGUCCUCCCAUGACCGACGCAGAAAAGGAGAGGGAAGCCGAAAGGCUCUUCGUAUUGUUUGAAAGACUCAAAGCCACGGGCGUUGUCAAUGUCAAGAAUCCGGUCGAAGAAGCCAUCCAAUCAGGACGGAUCGAGGAGCUCUCCGAUAGCGACGAGCCUCCGUCUCCUGACUAG